AGUAACACAGCGGAAGUGUUAACCGUCAGGAGUGCGUGUGUGUGAGAGAGAGACUACAGCGGGGACUCAGGUGGCAUGAUGUGGGCUCGGUUGAUGGUCGGGGUCGGGGGUUCGGGGCUCGGGUUGCGGGCUUCCAGGGACGGUUUACUGCGGGUUGCUGGAGCUGGAUGCACAGGCAAGAAGCAGCAGCAGCAGCAGAGACAGGCUUCAAGUGCAGAGGCUGCCUUGAAGAAGACUCCACUGUUUGACUUCCACAGAGACCAAGGUGGAAAGAUGGUGGACUUUGCAGGCUGGAGUAUGCCUGUCCAGUACAAAGAUAGCCACAUCGUCUCACACAUGCACACCAGAGAGCACUGCUCCAUCUUUGACGUCAGCCACAUGCUACAGACCAAAGUCCAUGGCAAAGACAGGGUGAAGUUCAUGGAGUCUCUUGUAGUAGCAGAUAUUGAAGACCUCAAGGACAACCAGGGGACAUUGACCCUCUUCACCACCCAGAAAGGAGGGAUUAUUGAUGACCUCAUAGUGACAAAGACAGACCAGGGUUACCUCUACGUCGUCUCCAACGCUGGCUGCUCCGACAAGGACACGGCUCAUAUGAAGGACAGACUGGCAGAGUUCAAAGGUGCUGGUUUUGAUGUGGAUCUGGAGUUCCUCGAUGAAGCACUGAUUGCUCUGCAAGGUCCAUCCAUGUCUCGGGUGCUCCAGGAGGGGCUGAAGGAAGACCUCAGUAAGCUGACCUUUAUGACUUCCACCUUGGCCACUGUGUUUGGUAUUCCUGGUUGCAGGGUCACCCGCUGUGGAUACACUGGAGAGGACGGGGUGGAGAUCUCCGUCCCUCAGUCCAGAGUGGUGGAGCUGACGGAGAAACUGCUGGCUAACAGUGAGGUGAAGCUGGCUGGUCUUGGUGCCAGGGACAGUCUGCGUCUAGAGGCGGGGCUUUGUCUCUAUGGAAAUGACAUAGAUGAGACCACCACGCCUGUGGAAGCCACCCUAGUCUGGACCAUUGGAAAGCGUCGACGUCAGAACAGGGAUUUCCCUGGUGCUGACAUCAUCGUACCUCAGAUCAAAGCCAAGACAGCCAGGAAGAGAGUCGGUCUGGUGUCCACUGGCCCCCCCGUCAGACAACACACACCCAUACUCAGCCCUGAUGGAAAAGUCAUAGGUGAGGUGACCAGCGGCUGCCCCUCUCCCUGCCUGAAAAAGAACAUCGCCAUGGGUUACGUGGAUGCCGCAUUCGCUAAGAAUGGAACAGCUAUCCAGGUCGAGGUCAGGAAAAAAGCAGUGCCCGCCACUGUCAGCAAGAUGCCCUUUGUUCCCACCAACUACUAUUCUGGAUAGGAGGGACACACACAUACACAAACAAACAUGCACAUACAUACACUCACACUGGAUCAUUCCUCCACUUUGUCCCAUAUUCACCAAUGCUGCCCCCAUCUGUUUACGUCCAGCAAUGCAACACUCAUAACACUGCAAGUCUCCAUUGCUGAGUUUAAUGCAUUAAAUGCAUCAUAGUUUUAUUUGAGACACAAUAGCAAAGUGUACAGUAAACUGACAUGUUGUUCGAGGACAACAGGACAUAAUGCUUUGAGCAGGACAUUUUAGACAGCAGCUGUCAGUAUUCUACCUGUGUUUUUUUAUAAACAGCAUCCAGUCACAUGGUUUCACUUGUGUAUGUGUGCGCAUGAAAUAAAUAACGAGCAGUAUUCUUGAGUUUGAGUAUGUAUGUAUGAUGGUAUGGGCCUAGAUACUCUGCUAACACAUUUCACAGACCAAGUUCUGUUUUCUAUUUUUCUAUUUUAGCAAGUUGAAGUAGAUUUACUGCACUUUCAGUAAGAGCACAGUAAGAAAACAGUGAGGAUGUGUGGGUCCAUUAAACGUUUAAUUAAGUCGUAGAACAUAGGUUUUGCUAAUAAAACGUGACUGCAUGUACUUUGUCACUGCUGGACCAAAACAAAGACAUUCCAAAACUUUCUCCUGAUGUUAAAUCACUACAUGUUUUUUUUCUUCUUUCAAAUACCACAGAGCCAAACUUCUAUUCGUAUAAAAGCUUAAUCAAGGGAGGUCAAACAGGGCCAGCUCACAAUCCAACACAAAAGCCUGACCUGAAAUAUGUCAACACAAAUCUACCAGUUCAGUUUGUCAAAUUGACAUUUUUGAGUUAAUUACCAGAUUUUUUUCAUCAAGUUCUUGCUUGGAGGGAUUUUGAGGAAUUUCUGGUUUGCUCUUUUGAUUAAUAACAACCUGAUCUCCACAUCAGAUAAAACUUGACUACACUGCUUUUCACUGUUCAUAAUAUAAUAAUAUGAACCUGAAGGAGAAAUUAAUACCACAUGAGGUACAAUGAUAACCUAACUUGAAAAGAUGUUAUUUGUCAUUAUGUGUGUUCUGUCUGGCAACUAAUGAAAU
Molecule: messenger RNA, 2406 nt
Organism: Larimichthys crocea (large yellow croaker)
Lineage: Eukaryota; Metazoa; Chordata; Actinopteri; Sciaenidae
Gene: amt
Product: aminomethyltransferase
Exons: 9
Coding region: 76-1338 (420 amino acids)
Biological process (GO): glycine catabolic process
Cellular component (GO): glycine cleavage complex; mitochondrion
Molecular function (GO): aminomethyltransferase activity; protein binding
Source: RefSeq, a predicted model, not a curated record